This is a messenger RNA of Tribolium castaneum (red flour beetle), 4946 nucleotides long. RefSeq names its product Sin3A (gene Sin3A). Gene Ontology annotation, biological process: negative regulation of transcription by RNA polymerase II. Bases 744 to 4892 code for a protein of 1382 amino acids. Gene Ontology annotation, cellular component: Sin3-type complex; chromatin. NCBI's taxonomy places the organism in Eukaryota, Metazoa, Arthropoda, Insecta, Coleoptera, Tenebrionidae. Gene Ontology annotation, molecular function: transcription corepressor activity. The record is from RefSeq and is a predicted model, not a curated record. The transcript has 9 exons.
CAGUCAGAGGUCAGUUUAAAACUUUUACAUCUGCUACACGCUCAACUAAUCCGAAAAUGGGCACUACAUUGUUCUUUGGCGGGUAUUUUUAAAAAUCGAUAACAGCGCCACUGUUCUCUUCACAUUGAACUAUCAGAGCAAGCAUCAAACAAACCUUUUACGGAUCAGACAAUUGAUUCGAGGGGCGGUCGCUAGUAUCCGAAACUGAAAAAAUCCACAAUAUGACUAAAGUGUAAUUUUUCUGGAAUUGGGAGCUCAUCCUGUGGCACGUCGUAAUGUUUGUGUGUAGGUUUUGUGCAUUUUGGUGAUCAAAAACUUGAAAAAUUUGAAAGUGGGCAAAGCGACCAACCACCCGAAAUUGAUGGACUCGUCCAAACAAGCUCGGAGAUUUGAAGCAGCCAGUCAGUCGACAAUCGGUCAUCGUUUCGGGUGGUUCGGAACAGAAUGUGUCAGAAUUUUCUUUUGAUGAAUUCUAGUGUUUUCCAAUUAUUUCCCAGUGAAAUCAGCGCGGAUCGGUUGCAAUUGUACGGUGCAUCCCCGGCACCAGUCCGCACGGAAGCGCUUUCCGCGAAAGAGGCUUUUGUAAGCAUUUCCCAUGGUUUUUCCGCGAUUUCGGCGUCGGCGUUCCAAAAUUAGCCUCCGUCGCGGGGGCCGGCACUCUCCCUCCGUGGAAAUUUCGUCGGCCUGGCAACGCUUUUCCGCCGAAAAUCUGCCGACCUUUCGCCGCCUCGAUGUAAUUUGAAAUGAAACGGCUUCGAGUGGAUGAGACGCUGAAAGAAGGAAGUGUGUCUCCAGCGACAGCUGCUCUCUACAGCGUUAAUCAGCAGCAGCACCAGCAGCAGCAAUCAACGACGACCUCGUCGUCGUCAACAUUGUCCUACUCGAGUGCUAGUAACGUAAAAGUGGUCAGUGAAGGAAUGCAGUCGGGACUUUAUCCGCCGCCUCCGGUGAGUUACGGCGCGAUGCCAACGGCGACUGCGCCCCACUCCGGCAAAGCUUCCGCAGCAAUGCAACCUUUAUCCGUCGGUGGCGGCGGCGGCGGCGGCGGUGGUGGUGGCGGCGGCGGCCAUACUCAAUUACGCACCAGUGCCGGUUCAUCACCACCCACCGCCCCUCCUAUCCAAGAAAUGCAACAGCAAUCUCAACAACAAUCACCUGGCAGCAACUUCCAACGUUUAAAAGUCGAAGACGCCCUCUCCUAUCUCGACCUGGUCAAAUAUAAAUUCGGUUCCAAGCCUCAAGUGUACAACGACUUUUUGGACAUUAUGAAAGAGUUUAAGAGUCAAAGUAUUGACACCCCAGGUGUUAUCCAACGCGUAUCAAACUUAUUCAAAGGUUUUCCCGAUCUGAUUGUUGGUUUUAAUACGUUUUUACCGCCCGGUUAUAAGAUUGAAGUACAGAAAAGUGAUCAGGGAUAUGCAUUUCAAGUCUCUGUGAGUAUGCCAAGUCCGACGGGAAAUAUGCCCUCUGAUCCUCAACAACAGAAGAUGAUUAUGAGGGGUUCCGGAACGAUCAACAUGUCGAAUUCGGCGUCGGUGUUGAACACGCUACCACCAUGUCAGCCACUAUCGUUGACGCAGCACAUACCUACGGUUCAGGCUCAAACGGCCGCACCGGCAAUACCACCACCCCCAGUGCCUGUACAUCAUUCAACGUCAAGUUACGGCACUGGAGCGCCGACCUACAACAACUCGUCGAUGACACUGGCGGCGGCGCAAGUCGCCGUGAGUCAAGCGCUGCAAGGACACACGGAUACGCCGCAGAAUCAGCCGGUGCAAUUCAAUCAUGCCAUUAAUUACGUUAAUAAGAUUAAGAAUCGAUUCCAAGACCAGCCAGAAAAAUACAAACGAUUCUUGGACAUUUUACAUAUAUACCAAAAAGAGCAGCGCACAAUGAAAGAAUCUUCAGGCGGUGGUUCGGGUGGCAAACACUUAACCGAACAAGAAGUCUACAGUCAAGUAGCAAAACUUUUUGAAAAUCAGAGCGAUCUUUUGGCUGAAUUUGGUCAAUUCUUACCUGAUGCAACGAGUCAUAUUAAUCCGGCACCGAUUUCGGAUCAUUCCGUCGUCAAAAAACCACCAACUAAACAACCUUACAGAGAGAAUAUCAUGGAUAGACCUUCACACAAGCCGAGUCAUCAUAUUUCGGGACAAUUGAAACGUUCACCUACUUAUACUCCAAUGAUGCAUAGAGAUGCACCACCGCCGAAAAAACAUAAAAUGUCAUCAUGUCGGGAUGUGACAUUAGCCGAGGCGGGAAAAUAUGGGACAUUAAACGAUUAUGCCUUUUUUGAUAAGGUGCGAAAAGCGGUACGCACCCAAGAAGUCUACAAUAAUUUCCUGCGCUGUUUGAUACUCUUCAAUCAGGAGAUAAUCUCAAAAAGUGAAUUAAUAAUGGUCGUGACUCCAUUUUUGGGUAAAUUCCCCGAAUUGAUGCGAUGGUUUCGUGAAUUUCUUGGUCAGAACGAAGUUGAACCGAUGCCUUACAACGCCACACGAACUGAACGACCGCAAGGCGAAACAGCACUUGAAAUCGAUCUGACCACUGCGAAACGUCUAGGUGCGAGUUAUUGCGUCAUUCCACCGUCACAGGAAGGUCUCACUUGUUCGGGUCGAACUCAGUUGUGCAAGGAAGUUUUGAAUGACCAAUGGGUGUCAUUUCCAACGUGGUCGGAAGAUAGUACCUUUGUUAGUUCGCGAAAGACACAAUAUGAAGAGUACAUGUACAGGUGUGAAGAUGAAAGGUUCGAGCUGGACGUUGUGAUCGAAACCAACGCUUCAACAAUUCGUGUUCUCGAAGGUGUAAACAAGAAAAUGAGUCGUAUGAAUGCAGAAGACGUUGCCAAAUAUCGUCUGGACGACUGUCUUGGUGGUUCAUCUCCUACAUUGCAUCAACGCGCCUUGAAACGAAUCUACGGUGAUAAAGCACAAGAUAUAAUUGAUGGCCUGAAACGAAAUCCUCAAACUGCUGUUCCGGUCGUUUUGCGACGACUCAAAGCGAAAGAAGAGGAAUGGAGAGAAGCUCAAAAAGGUUUUAAUAAGAUAUGGAGGGAACAGAACGAAAAAUACUACUUAAAGAGUUUGGAUCAUCAAGGGAUCAAUUUCAAACAGACUGAUGUUAAAGCGUUGCGAUCAAAGAGUUUGUUUAAUGAAAUCGAGACGUUGUUUGAUGAAAGACACGAACAGAAUGAAGAAGGUGCCGAGCCAGUGGUUGGACCACAUUUAGUAUUGCCCUACAAGGAUAGGACGAUUUUGGAUGAUGCUGCGAAUCUAUUGAUUCAUCAUGUUAAAAGACAGACCGGAAUACAGAAAGGGGAGAAGAGGAGAAUUAAGCAUUUAUUGAGACAAUUUUUGCCAGAGUUGUUUUUCCAUCCGAAGCAGCAGUUGACGGACGACGAACGUGAUGACGAUGAAAAAGAGGAUGGUGACGACAGCCCGAUAAGCAGUCCCACUGGGAACAACUCUAAAGGUAAAAGCGAAUCAAGUCCAGGAAAAUCUCCCGGAAGAUUGGACGGAGAAGUUGAAGUAAAAACAGAUCCUGAUUGUAAAGACGAAGACAUCAAAGUUCCUUUACAUGCUCAAGUUUCAGAUCCGGAUGAAGCUUAUACUCUAUUCAUGGCCAAUAAUAAUUGGUACAUAUUCCUUCGCCUUCAUGCUGUUUUAUGCGAACGUUUGGCGAAAAUCUACGAACGUGCUGUAAUUCUGGCAGCUGAAGAAGCAAAAUCUCGAACAGGUCGUAAAGAAAGUACAGCCGUUGCACUUCGAUUGAAACCAAAGCCUCAGAUUGAAGUUGAAGAUUAUUACGUUGCAUUUUUGGAUAUGGUUAAAAAUCUCUUGGAUGGUAAUAUGGACGCUAAUACUUACGAAGAUACUCUUCGAGAAAUGUUCGGUAUUCAUGCUUAUAUUGCGUUCACUUUGGAUAAAGUGGUUUCGUAUGCGGUUCGUCAACUUCAGCACUGUGUGACUGAACGAACUGCAAUUGCUUGCACUGAUUUAUUUGUCAAGGAACAAAAACGUGGAGCUACCGGAGGAUCAUGUUCUACAGCGCACAAAAGAGCUCAUCUAGAGAUGGCGUAUCAAAGGCUAGGCGAAAAAGCUGUACAAGACGAGAAUUGUUUCAAGAUCUAUAUCUAUAAGAAGGAUUGUAGGAUGACUAUUGAGUUGCUUGAUACGGAUUCAGAGGAUCCGAAAAAGGUUGAAGAUACGAAAAAGUGGAGUUCGUAUAAAGAGUGUUACGCGGAUAUAACACAUGUGGACAAUAAACCGCGUUCGCCGGUCUAUUUAAAUCGGAAUUUAAGGUUGUAUAAAAAACGUAUGGGGCUUCAUAAUAAAACGUCAUCGGUGGUGGAAAAAAAGAAUAAACAACAAAGGGAAGAGAACGACGAACAAAAGAAGAAUCAAGAUGAAGAGAACAAAAAGACAAAUAGGGCAACGACCGACGAAGCGGACAAUAAAUUUGCAAUGUUGGAGGAGUUGGAGAGGAAGUUUAGCGAAUGUCCUUUGCCUGAAAGAAAUCAAACGGAACAUCCGGGAUAUGAAGUUUCGGAUGAAACGCAAUGUAAAUUUAAUUCACAGGAUCCGAAAAUUAUGUUUACGGUUAACAAGGAUAGUUACUUGUAUAAAAUAAGUGCCUUUUCGAGAGCGAGAAAGAGUCAUCCUGCGAUAACGAAACGCUUGUCAUGUAAAUUUCGCGCGUGGCUGAAACAUUGGGCAAGUGAGAACGUUAGUGACGUGCAACAUAAACAGUGUACCGAUUGGUUGAUGGGUCGCGGCGAAAAUGUCGUACCUAACCGAACACGGGUGCUAACAGACAAUGAUCUUUCACGAACUCCUUAUGUACCAUACAACAGAUACAGAGUCGAAAGGCUGAACGAAGAUGUUACUGCUACGUGAUGUUGACGAUGAAUCAAUCAAUAAAUUAGCAUUCAUAUAUUUCUCUUCCUGAAA